Molecule: messenger RNA, 2451 nt
Organism: Adineta ricciae
Lineage: Eukaryota; Metazoa; Rotifera; Eurotatoria; Adinetida; Adinetidae
Source: the annotation of a GenBank genome assembly
AUGGCAAAUAUUCUUAUGCAUUCAACAGUACCAUCUCUUCUUACCAAUACUGAUUCGACAUCGAACCUUCUCGUUGAUACUCCAACAGAGGCCUCUCAUACAAAUAAUAAAUAUAAUGGUCAUGUUACACGAUUACGUAACGUCUUUGCCGAACAUUCAUUAAUGGCAAAUAAAUUCAACUCAGAUGAUCAGACAACAGAUUAUCAGGAAACAAAAGGAAUCUUUCAAACAUUAGAUGCAACAACACCAUAUCAGAAUGAUUCACAACUAACAACAAAAUCGAUGGUUAAUACUAAUCGACAAGAACGCAGCAACCAUGAGAUUUCUAAACAAUCAUCGCUGAAUACAUCAACAAAUCGAUCAUUUGAUGGAGUUCCAAAUGGAAAUGAAGAUGUCUCUUAUGCAAUCAUUAAUCGACGAUGUUCGAAUAAUGAGCAACAUUAUGAUUUUCCAGCGGAUGCCAUUCAACAAUAUAAAAAACAACAGCGUGAUGAAAACGAAAUAAAACCAUCUACUGAACAACUGACGACCCGAUUUGUACCUUUUAACGUAUUAAAACGAAUGGAUCAUUUGAAUACCGUUUUUGUCAAGCCAACUAAAAUCGAUCAAUCAUUGCCGAAAUUAAUAUUUUCUGAUAGCGAAAAACAUAGGUUAAUUCAAUCAAAUGACAAUCCAACACAUCAUGAAGCUGAUUAUACGCAAGUUGAUAACCGAUCAUCAUCGCCAGUCUUCUAUGAGAAACCAGGCAUACCAGAGCUUCCUGAUGAGAUUGCAUCGAACGAAGCCGGACGAGUGAAGUUCAGUCAUGCACCAAUUCGGGUCUAUCCGACAUAUUCCCCAAGUGAAUAUGACCGACGAAAUGAGGAUAUUGAUCCGUUUGCAGCUGCAGCCGAAUAUGAACUGGAAAAGAGAAUCGAAAAGAUGAAUGUUUUCUCAGUCGAAGUCGAAAAAGGACCUGAUGGACUUGGAAUAAGUGUAUUGGGCAUGGGUGUGGGUGCUGAUAGUGGUUUAGAAAAAUUAGGCAUUUUUGUUAAAUCAUUGAAUCCUCAGGGCAUCAUUGCGAAAGAUGGACGCAUUCAAGUCGGUGAUCAAAUCAUUGAAGUGAACGAACAGUCAUUGGUGGGUGUGACACAUGCAUGUGCGACGAACGUGCUCAAGACGACGUCGGGUUUAGUAAAAUUUCUCAUCGGUCGAGAGAAAGAGCCAGAGAAGUCGGAAAUCUUCGCUCUUAUCCAACGCUCGUUACAGUUAGAUCAACAACGCGAAGAUAUUUCUCAAACAUUUCAGCAAUAUCACGAUGCAUAUUACGAACAAAACUUCAACGAUGAAGAAGAACCGAUGGACGAGAAAAUGUCGAAUGAGUUCGAAAUUGAAAUUCUCAAGCAAUGUUAUGAAUCUUUAGAAAGAACAUUGGAUACGACAGAGAAAGAAAGAGAACAUUAUCGACAACUUUAUCAACAAGCACAAAAUGAUUUCAAACAAAUCGAAGAAAAAUACUCUCAAGCAAUGGCACUAAUCAAAGAAUUACAAGACCGCGAGACGGAAUCACGGCGACAACAAACUGAAUUAUCCGAACAACAUGAUCAACGUGUUAAUCAAUUGAUGCAAAAAAUCGAUGACCUCGAGAAAGUCAUAGCGACAUCAGCAACCAGAUCUGAGAACAAUUUAUCAUCGCUCAAAACUACCGAAUAUCCCACGUCGUACUCGCCCGAGAUGUCUGAACGUUUGACAUUUCGAACACGUUCCAGUUCCGGUCAGCCACUGAUAACAACAAAUCGCUUACCAAUGACUGUAUCAUCCGUUCGUAUUCCAUCGUUAUCGUUAGAAAAAAUGCUAACACGUUCACCUAAUGACAUCGAUCAAUGGCAAAUGCGUUCUGCUACGAUGACAACUAAAUCAUCGGACCAAUUCGAUCGAAAUGCGUCGUUAAACAAGAGCCCGUCGACAAAAGCUUAUACAAUGAAUAUUCCAGGAUUGCACGUCUCGACUCCGUCACUCGGUGGAAUCUCCAGUGAUUCGAAUUUCAACGAUGCCAGAACAAGUAUUACUAAAGACUCAUCAGCGGACAAAACAAGUACUGAGGCAUGUUCAACUGAUGAGUAUGUGGAGAUCAAAGAUUGGACAACUGACCGAUGUAUUCAAUGGUUAACAGCACAGAGAAUGACACCUUUAAUACCAAUAUUUCUCAAUCGUAACAUCGACGGUGAAAAACUUCUCGUACUCGAUGGUUCUAAAAUGAAGGCUAUGGGUAUCAAAUCAAGUAAAGAUCGUGAUCAAUUGAAGUCGAAAAUCAAAGAGCUUAAACACGUGGAAUUGAAUCAAUUGCGUGAUCGACUGAUGGCUCAAUCGUCUGUAUCUUAUCGAUCUGGAACGAGUGAAAAGAAAUCGCGUUCGUCAAGUUUAAGCAAAUUGCGCGAACGUCGAUUCUUUAGUAGUAGUUUUGGCAAAUAA